Camelina sativa (false flax) is the source of this 1115-nucleotide messenger RNA. Its product is annotated as 14-3-3-like protein GF14 iota. The record is from RefSeq and is a predicted model, not a curated record. Lineage: Eukaryota; Viridiplantae; Streptophyta; Magnoliopsida; Brassicales; Brassicaceae.
AUUUAUCUAUCUCACGUAGGAAUCCAAAACAACACAUACCCUUAUAUCAAGAUCUCUGUUUUUCAGACAGAUCAUCAGAACAAAAUGUCAUCGUCAGGAUCCGACAAAGAGAGAGAGACUUUUGUCUAUAUGGCUAAGCUCUCCGAGCAAGCCGAGCGAUACGACGAGAUGGUGGAGACGAUGAAGAAAGUGGCGAGAGUGAACAGCGAGCUGACGGUGGAAGAGAGGAAUCUGUUGUCGGUUGGUUACAAGAACGUGAUCGGGGCGAGAAGAGCUUCGUGGAGGAUAAUGUCGUCGAUCGAGCAGAAGGAAGAGUCCAAAGGUAAUGAGUCGAACGUGAAACACAUCAAGGGUUAUCGCCAAAAGGUAGAAGAUGAGCUCGCCAACAUUUGUCAAGACAUUCUCAACAUCAUUGAUCAGCAUCUCAUCCCUCACGCUACCUCAGGGGAAGCCACCGUCUUCUACUACAAGAUGAAAGGAGAUUAUUACCGUUACUUGGCUGAGUUUAAGACCGAGCAAGAGAGAAAGGAAGCCGCUGAACAGUCUCUCAAAGGCUAUGAGGCUGCAACACAAGCUGCAAGUACUGAGCUUCCUUCGACCCAUCCGAUUCGUCUUGGUCUUGCACUUAACUUCUCUGUUUUCUACUAUGAGAUCAUGAACUCUCCUGAAAGAGCUUGCCAUUUGGCUAAGCAAGCCUUCGAUGAGGCCAUUGCGGAGUUGGAUACUCUAAGCGAGGAGUCGUACAAGGACAGCACUUUGAUCAUGCAGCUCCUCAGAGACAACCUCACUCUCUGGACUUCUGAUCUUCCUGAAGAUGGAGGAGAAGACAACGUCAAGACUGACGAACCCAAACAAGAACAGGCUAAACCUGCCGAAGCCACUGAGAACUGAUCAAAGGGCUUGGAAGUUGAAUGAGAUUAGAUUCGAUGCCCAGAAGGGGGGAGGCAAAUUCCUUCAAAUUCCAUAGCUUGGUUUCAUCAGGAAGAUGGGAUCAGAGACAAUUGAAUUCAAUCCUAUAUUGUUUCUGUUUUUUUGUAUUACUUUUCUUCUUUAUUUGUUGUCAAAUUUCAUGUCUUCAAUAUUUUAUGGUAUGCAAUUAUAUUAUGAUUUGAUCA